Neomonachus schauinslandi (Hawaiian monk seal) is the source of this 1546-nucleotide messenger RNA. RefSeq names its product ankyrin repeat and sterile alpha motif domain containing 4B (gene ANKS4B). The record is from RefSeq and is a predicted model, not a curated record. Gene Ontology annotation, biological process: brush border assembly. NCBI's taxonomy places the organism in Eukaryota, Metazoa, Chordata, Mammalia, Carnivora, Phocidae. The coding region runs from base 31 to 1284 and encodes 417 amino acids. The transcript has 2 exons. Gene Ontology annotation, molecular function: protein binding.
UACCUGGCCAGACUUUGGCGAGCAGAAAAAAUGUCUACUCGCUACCACCAAGCUGCUAGUGAUAGCUACCUGGAACUUUUGAAAGAGGCUACCAAGAGAGAUCUGAAUCUUGCUGAUGAAGAUGGCAUGACUCCCACACUCCUGGCAGCCUACCAUGGGAAUCUGGAAGCCCUAGAAAUCAUCUGCAGCCGAGGAGGGGACCCCAAUAGAUGCGACAUCUGGGGAAAUACUCCUCUGCAUUAUGCAGCCUCCAAUGGUCAUACCCACUGUGUUUCAUUCCUGGUCAACUUUGGUGCCAACAUCUUUGCCCUGGACAACAACUUACAGUCUCCACUGGAUGCUGCUGCCAGCAGAGAGCAAAAUGAAUGUGUUGCUCUCCUGGAUAAGGCUGCCACUGCCCAGAAUAUCAUGAACCCCAAAAAAGUUAUCAGGCUGAAGGAGCAGGCUCAGAAGAAUGCUAGGAGGCAGAUCAAAGAAUGUGAGAAGCUCCAGGAGAAGCACCAAAAUAAGAUGGCUCGCAACUAUAGCAAGGAGGAAUCUGGGACUCUUUCUUCUUCCAAGGGCACUUUCUCCACGUCAUCCCUUUCAAAUGCUUCUGCUUCUGGUACAUUUGGGUCACUGUCUAAGGGCAUUAAAGACACCUUCAAGAUAAAGUUCAAGAAGAACAAAGAUACAGCAGAGCAGGUAGGAAAGGAGAGCAGAAGUGGGCAGAGGAAUGUGAUGGAAGUAUUCAGAGAAGAGGAAGAAGACGCAUUCUCAGGGAACUUCCAAGAUAAGCUCCAGUUCUCAGAAGAGGAGAAUGGAUGUGUGCAACAUGAAUCCAUUCUCAACCGUCCAGGUCUUGGAAAUAUUGUUUUUAGAAGGAACAAAAUAUCAAGUUCCGAAGACAUCUCAGACAGCAAGAGGGAGUUAGGGCUUAAAAUGAGCAGUGAAUUGCUACAGAGACAAGGAGCAGCAGACGCUGAUGAAGCUGAGGCUGAUAAAGAGGAAGAGGACAAUAGCCAUGAAGAUGAGAUGCCUUGGGAUGAGGAUGAAGUGGAGUGGGAGGAAGAUGUGGUUGAUGCUACUCCUCUGGAAGUAUUUUUGCAGUCUCAUCAUCUGGGAGAAUUCCUUCCCAUUUUCAUGAGAGAGCAGAUUGAUCUAGAAGCUCUGUUGCUUUGCUCUGAUGAGGACCUUCAGAGUAUACAAAUGCAGCUCGGUCCCAGGAAGAAAGUUCUUAAUGCCAUAAACAGAAGGAAGCAGGUGCUACAGCAGGCUGGGCAACUGGUCGACACCAGCCUCUGAUGGAAUGUUGGGGUCCACAGGGUGAGCCUGCAGCAAUGGGGUGAUGCUGUGGCCCACUGGAAACACUCAGGCAACACCCCCUCUGCCCAAUGCCAGACCACCAGGAAUGGUUUCUAGGGAUUCAGAGAUACCCUCCUAAGAAAGAGACCCAAACUGUACUCUGAGAAAUACUCUAUACCUGUGUACUCUGACCACCAGUGAGCAACUCAAGGAGACCUGGGAAUAAGAAAAUGGUGUUUCUCUUCAAUUAUCUUUUUGAUAU